UAUAAACAUGGAGGACGGAGGGAGUUUCUCAUGCAGACGAAAAUUGUUAUAUAUUUGCUGUUUUAAUGUUUAAAGAGGAUAAGAUAAGAUUUCACAAAGACAGCAUUUUGAGUCUUCAUUAAGAAAUGGCGGACUCAACACAGGAGGGUGCUUCAAAUGGGGCAGUUAACAAUAACAAAGUCCCAGAUAUCAAACCUAAAACAGUCAGCUUCAACAAGAACAAAGAUGAGGCCACUAUUGAAUUCCACAUGAAGGAAGAGGGGGUGAAACUAGCAGGAGCUGACCUUGCUCUUGCUGCUGCCUUCAUACAAGAUGCAGUUAAUGGCAGGAACAUGGAUAUUAAGACAGAUCAGAAAACCAUCAGUUUGUAUGAAAUUUACAACCAUUGGCUACUACAGAUAGGAUUGUUCAUUUUCAUCUGGCUGAAUCUUGCCCUUGCACUUUUUGAGAAACCAGCUGUUGAUGGAUUAGAAAUGCCUUAUUGGGCAACAAUGAUACUUGAAUUGGUUUGCUUGGCAUUCUUUGUGUUUCGUCUUGUACACAGUAAGAUGGUUCUACAAGAUGGCAAGUUCUUCAAGGACUCUAAGAACAUUGUGGUCAUUGUUCUUAUAGGGCUAACAUUAUUAGACAUGGUAGUCUACUUAUUUUGGGUGAAUUUUGCCCCCAAUGCAAACCCUGUACGUUGGUCCAGACCUCUCAGGGCAUUCUAUAUCAUCAACUUUGCAGAGGGUAGACAGAUAAGAAGAGCAUUCCGCAACAUUAGACGCACGUUGCCUGACAUAAUGAACGUCCUUAUUCUCUUCAUCUUCAGCGUGGCACUGUUUGCCCUGCUUGCCUUUAAAAUGUUUGAUAAAAAACACCUCGUUUAUCCUGAUGGAAAACCUUACUUCCGUGAUUAUUGGGAGUCAUUCUGGGAUCUCUAUGUACUAGUCACCACAGCAAACAACCCAGAUGUCAUGAUGCCUGCAUAUGAGAACAGCAGUUGGUUUGCUCUGUUCUUUGUCAUCUACACAAUUAUCUGCCUGUACAUAUUCAUGAGUAUUGUACUUGCCGUCAUCUAUAACAACUACAAGAGACAUCUAAAGGGAGAGGUGAAACUAAGUGUUUUUCUAAAAAGGAGACUUUUACGAAGAGCAUUUGAUAUUUUAAAAAUCUGGAAGAAUGGUCAGUUUGUGAUUCCCAAAGAUAGAUGGGAUGACCUGAUGAGGAUAAUUUGUCCAAACAGAAGCCAGGCACAACUGGACCUCCUCCUCAUGGUGUUGGAUACAAAUGGAGACACAGAUAUAGAAAAAAGAGAUUUCCUCAACCUGGUUGACCUGUUGAAUGUUGAGCUGACAGAAGUGAGAGACAGAAUGACAUUGAUGGAGACUCACUGUGCUCCAUGUUACAUGUCAACUCCCAGUGAGUUCAUUAAGAAGGCAAUACAUCAUAGGUUCUUCAUGUAUUUCUUUGACUUUAUGAUUCUUGUGAAUGCUAUUUGUAUGGGCUUCAAAUGGGAUGUGCUGGAGCUCUACUUCUUCCUGCCUCUCUUCACACUUGAGAUUGUACUGAAAUUGUAUGCAUAUGGGCCCAAGCAGUUCUUCUCAGACUUCUGGAACAUAUUUGAUUUUAUUGUGGUUGGAGCUGCUCUUAUAGGUACAAUUAUAGAAGCCAUCCAGAAAGAAGAUAAGGAGAUAGACUAUGUGUUGAUUCUACGAGUGUUACGUCUUAUUAGGAUCAUGGGUGCAAUAGAGAGAUUUAAGGUGAUCAUUACCACCAUUAUGAACAUAGGACCUUCUAUAAUCACAUAUGGGGGUGUCAUAUUUGUUUUAUACUACUUUUAUGCCAUUAUUGGAAUGGAGUCGUUCGGUGGUAGAAUCAGGUUCUAUGGCUAUAAUAACCUUAAGCCUGAACAACAGUUCUGCGGCGAUGCUAAGCUGAAUGGAACAGAAUUCUUCAACAAGCACUACUGCAAGAACAACUUUAAUGAUAUUCUCAAGUCAUUUGUGUUGCUCUUUGAGCUGAUGGUUGUUAAUCAGUGGCACAUCUUGACCAGUGGCUUUGUUGCAGUCACAAACAAGGCAGCCAGGCUUUACUUCAUCAGCUUUCAUCUCGCCUGUGUCAUCAUAGUACUCAAUAUAUUCACAGCGUUUGUCCUUGAGGUGUUCAUCCUUGAGUUCAGCCUAUCAGGAGGCAAAUUUGACAGUGCAAUAGAGGAGAAGAUUACAGAGAUGGGAAUGCAGAUAGAUUCAGGAGGACCGAAGGUGAAGACAUCCAAACAUAAGAAACAAGAUAAAGAAGAACUUGUUGCAGAUGUACAAGAUGUUGCUGUAACUGAGGACCCCACAAAAGAACCACCAAAAAUAGACUUAACCUCUCAGGAUCUCAGUCACUUUGAUUUAAAUGCAAACGCAGAGAAUUUGACAACCUGGUUUAAUAAUCUUACUCAAGAGGAAAAAGACAAAGAUUUGAAGUUUCAUUUAAAAAAGAAAAGUGGUAAGAACAUAGAGCUGCUACUGCAGAGAAUGUUUGAAGGUGAGAUAGAUCCAGAUGAUGAAGGGGAGGAUGAGAACUUAGAACAAUUACCGCCACCUCCAUCUAACUUCAAAUCUCUCACAUUAGACUCUGUGGCAUAACAUGGAAGGAACAGUAUAAACUGAAGUCUAAGUACAAAUUAUCUUGUCAAGUGGGAGUUAUCUUGUCAAACAUCAAAUGAGAAUUAAGACUCUUUGACAUAAGACAAGUAGACUCUAAGCAGUAUAGAGAUGAAAUAAUUUGACAAAUGAGCUCAACCUGAACAUGCAUUCCCAAAACACAUGUUAGUGAAAAGUGGCAGAUCAUGCAUAUGCAUAUUUCAGGGAAAUGGUCCAGAUCGAUAGUUGAAUAGAACAAUCAAUUUAUUAGAAUUGCAUCAAGCUGAAUGUGUACUACCCACUUUGUAUAAUUGACACUGGUGUGAAGAUGCAUGUAGAUAAUCACUGACUGCGGGGGGGGGGGUGACCUGAGACUUGAUGCAAGACUGAUAAAGUAACUGUAGGCAAAACAGCAGUAACAAUUUACAUACAUUGUCAUAAGCCUACAGAAGUGCCAAUAAUUGUAAAGCCAAAGAACAACAAAAAAAUGCAAAACUACAAAUUAGUAUUAUGCCUCUAUCAUAUAUGUUUACAAUUAAAUCAUAGCCAAAAAUAAAUAUUUGCCAUACAAAGUCACGUACAUUUAAAUUGUAAUUUUUCACACAAUGUAUAGCAUCAUUUUGAUCUGUGUCCCCAAAAUGGCCUAAAUGACUUUUACAGAAACAGCAUUUACUGUCUGCUGUUCAAUACAUUUUAAUAUUCAUGAAUUAAAGUGAGAUCUCAGAAUGCAGUCCUUUACUUUAGAAUGCAGUUAUUGUAUAUACACUAUAUAUAACCUAUAGUGUCCAUUUUUAAUCAAGCUUAAUCUGAAGAGCACUAGUACACAUGUCCAAAAAGUACAUUUUGCCUUAAUUAACUGAACAUUGACUAUUUUUGUCAUCAUCCUUCAUUGUUCAUCUGAUUCUUGUUUUAUGUUUGAGUAUAGUCUUCAUGUCAAGGAAAUGAGCCAAGUGAAGUAGGGAAUUUAUAGAUUUAAAAUGCUUUUUACUCCCUCAUGUAGAUUCUUCCUUAAAUGUUGUAAAGAAGUUGUAAAUGUGAAUGCAACCAAGACAUGGUGAUGAUUUUUAUGAUUAUUUCCAUGGUGAUUACAAUUAAAACUACCUAAAAUUGAUGACAUAGGUAGUUUGAAUAUUUAUCACAUUUUUCUGUGGAUAUUUUAUUUAUAUUUGAUUUAUACAAUACAGUAGAAUACAGAGCUCAAAUCAAAGUUUUUUGAUGAUAUGUUAAAAUGAUAAUCCCAAUUUGAAUGUAUGGAAAUACUUAAUGUAUCAACAUGGACUUGAGCAGAUUCAGUCUAGAUUGUAUACUGUCAGAGCAUGAGAAGCUCAUAGUCAACUACUGCUGCUUAUAUCUGUAUGGUAUAUAUAGGCUCUACCAUAGUAAUGUAUAGUACAGUAAAACCUGUUUAUAGU
Owenia fusiformis is the source of this 4024-nucleotide messenger RNA. The record is from the annotation of a GenBank genome assembly. NCBI's taxonomy places the organism in Eukaryota, Metazoa, Annelida, Polychaeta, Sabellida, Oweniidae.